Molecule: messenger RNA, 6745 nt
Organism: Girardinichthys multiradiatus
Lineage: Eukaryota; Metazoa; Chordata; Actinopteri; Cyprinodontiformes; Goodeidae
Gene: necab2
Product: N-terminal EF-hand calcium binding protein 2
Exons: 13
Coding region: 63-1358 (431 amino acids)
Biological process (GO): regulation of amyloid precursor protein biosynthetic process
Cellular component (GO): cytoplasm
Molecular function (GO): calcium ion binding
Source: RefSeq, a predicted model, not a curated record
AGGGGGUGGGAUCUUCUCUCUCUCCCCCAUAGGGCGCAGCAUGAGCGCUCCGCAGUAAAAGGAUGUGCGAGCAGGCAGCGCGGUACUGUAGGGACGGGGUCCACAAGCUGCUGAACAAAGAACAAGCCAAACUUCGAGCCCAGGACAACCGCGAGCAGCCGAAACCCGUAGCCGGUCAGGACAGCGAGUCCGCGACGGCAGCGCAGUCCGGAAACAGCGGCGCCCAGCCCGGUGGAAUCGACGGGCUCGUCCGCUGGAUCGUCACCAAAAUGAGCGACAACAAGAACAUCUCCAGCCGGGAGUACGCCUCCAGCAAGGAGGAGGUGGCCGUGGCUCAGGAGCAGUUCUUUGCCCCGGAGCCACGGAGAGGCAUCUCGGUCAUCCUGGAUAUAUUCAGAAGAGCCGACAAAGAUGAUGAUGGAAAACUGUCUCUGGAUGAGUUCCAGGCUUUCUUCUCUGAUGGCACGUUGAAUGAGGAGGAGCUGGAGAAGCUGUUUCACACCAUCGACUCGGAUAACACCAGUAAUGUAGACACGAAGGAACUGUGUGACUACUUUGCCAAGCACAUGGGAGACUAUGAAGGAGUUCUGGCCUCAUUGGAAACACUGAACCUUUCCAUCCUCAGAGCAAUGGAUUUCACCAAAAAGGUAUAUGAGAGAGGAACCAAUGUGGAACAGUUUGUGACUCGCUUCCUACUGAAGGAAUCAGCCAAUCAGAUCCAAUCUCUCCUGAGCUCUGUGGAAAGUGCGGUGGAUGCGAUUGACGAGCAGCACGGCCAGUCGGGUCAUCAACCUCCCAAAGUGAGUCCACGGGUGCCAGAGAAACGCCAUCAGAACACUGUCCCUGAUUAUCCCCCUAACAACAGAGUGAGUGCCAGAGAGGCCGUCAGGACCAUCAACACAGCUUCAGGAGCUGUGGAGGUGAGAAAAGAAGGUCUGGAGGCUCAGAUCAAUCGCCUGGCUGAGCUGAUUGGACGUCUUGAGAAUAAGACGGUCUGGUUGGAUCUGCACCAGAGGCUAACAGAUACAGAUGGCACCCCAAGCGCAUCCUUGCUGCUGAUUCGCCAGGAGAUGGUGGUGUCCCAGAAGAAGCUUGGCGAGUUUUGCGAGGCUCUGAAACAGUACCUGAAGAAUGUUUCUGCUCAGAGAGACUGCUUUCAUGUGACUGCGGUUCGUCUGCCAGAUGGUUUAUCCUUCGUUGUCUACGAAUUCUGGGAUGGAGAGAAGGAGUGGAAAAGGCACCUUCAAUCGGUUCCCAACAAAGCCUUUCAGCAUGUGAAGGUGGACACACUGUGCCAGCCCGAGACCAUCUCCUCUGUAGCGGUGCCAGCCGCCUGGUGCAGCGUGAACAGGGAUUGAGCAUGAAGAUUGUCCACAACACGCCAAGACUCCUCCUGGACACUUUCCACUUCUUCUUUUACUCCCUCCUCCAACCUGUUUACUACCCCCCUCCUCCAUCUCUUUUUGUAAAUACAUGUUUACAUAGUGUAAAGGAAGGGUGUCAUCUGCAGUGAAAAAUGAACAAACGGUGCAUUUAACAACAUGAGAAUACAAAAAGACGUGUUUGCGUUGGGAUAAUUUGAUGUUUAAAGUAGCUCUGAGCCACUUUGAGGUGGGGUUUAUGUAGCAAGGAAUAUAAGGUUGUUAGUCAUGUAGCAAAUUCUGUUUUUCAGUUAUCCAUCUGAAUAUUUUAUUUUUUACACUUUAUAAGUUUGCCUCUCCAUAAACUGCUUUUCCCUGCAACUUUCAUUAACAACUUGCUGCUAACUCUACAUUUAUGAAAACAUUACCCUCACCUCGGCCAUUUUAAGGUCACAGUGAACGGAUUAGGACCAUCAGCAGCCAUAAAUGUCAAUUUAGUUUGCAAUCUCAGGAAAAAUGCAAACCUCUGACAGCUGGCUCACUAGUUUAUGCAAUAGAGCUGGAAAUAAAUUCAGUUUUCUCAUUAUAAAAAGGACAGAAGAAAAUUUGACUUUAGCAGCUCCCAACAGGCUCACUUUUCAUUCAUGUCGAGUGGAUCUUUAUUAAUUUUUUAUAUGAUUUUUCUGAUACGAAAUUUGGGUUUAAUUCAUGUUGCAAGUGUUGAUGAUGAUGGACAGUUGGGAACAGUUAGGUCUUCAACUCCACAUAUUAAAACCUUCUAGGAAGAAUGCUGCAGUAUGCAUUGCAUCCUUGUCAAUCUUAAUUCAAAGAGCAGCAAACUAACUGGGAAGAAAAUUAACUUCCAUGCAUACAGCUCAGAAACAGCAGUAUUUUCAGGGUGCUGCAUGUCUGAUUUUCCUUGAUCCUCCAAACUGUUGCUACAUAUUUUACUGGGCUUUAAACUGACCCUUUGCGUCCUAAUUAAUUAGCACUCCUAAUUUUCAUACCUCAGUCUAGCCAAUCUCCAGCAGACCCAUCUUUAAAACAUGUUAGUCUAUGUGACAAAACUAAGAAUUUGUUAUGUUAAGGAGCUUCUUGAUGAAAAAUGGCUGCUGUGGGUGUAAUGUGUAAAUACGAUUUUACAAACCUGUGCAACAUGACAAGACGACAGGCAUCUUGUGGUGAGGAAGAACCUGAAAGGUUUCAACCAAAAGAUGUCAGUUUUCACAAAGAUUCAGUGACACAUUUCCAUUCAUCAUUUUUCAUAUAGCUUCAUUUCAAUCACAACUUAAGAGCAGGUUAAUUUAUUUUUUGCUGGGAAAAGGAUUUAGUAGAAAGAAAAAGUCAAGCACCUUGCUGCUUUUCAUGCAACUGACUUGUUUAACUUUUUGCCUUGUUGUAAAGCUGGUGAUGGGUAGCUCAUAUUAGCCGUGACUGUCUAGCAGAUGAUGUAGGUAUAAAAAUGCAGUGUUCUGUUCUGAUUAUAUUUGUAUUUAUUGACACGUCUCAGUGAUAUGAUGUAAAUUCUUCCUCUGUGAAAGUGGUUUUAAAGGUGCAGCGGGUUCUCUUCGGUUUGUUUAAUAUCUGUAACAAUAAACUGAUUUUAAAGCCUUAAACUUAAAAAACAAAAAUCAUGGUUGAGCAGAUUUUAAAAGUUUGCAGGAAUUUUGUCUAAUUCAAAGUAAAUGCUCCUUUUGUGUGAGCAUGUCUCUGCAUACACAAAAGGAACAAGUUUGUGUCAAAUAGACUUUUGUUCAUGAACAUUACAGAAACAAACCCUGACAUAUGAUCACAUUUACACUAUGUAUUUCACUUUUAGUAUGAAGAAGCACUAAAACCAAUGAGUACAGUUAUUGUCAAAAAGCCCUGAUGUAAGAGUUCACAUACCUGCAUGGGUGCUUUUCCACAAAAUACUCCACUUAAAUGAAAAAAACUGUGAUUAUGUGAAAAAGAUGAGUCUAGGGUUUCUUUCUGGUUUUUGGGAGUCUGAUCAGACCACUUACCCACUUUCACUUGGGCUGAAAUGAAGGAUACCACCACCAUCUGCCUGCCACUGUAAAACAAUCAGACUCAAAAAGCACAAUGUAAAAAAAAAAGAAAGUUAAUAUAAUGACUUUAACAUGAAGGUAUUUAGAAAUCUGUAGUAUUAUCAUUUGCUUCUAUUUCAACCAUGUUUGACUUACUUUCAUUUGCCUUUCCUUUCGAAGAGUGACAAUAGUAGAAAGUCUGGAAUCCAGCACCGUUUCCUCCUUUUAGGGCGCUGGGCUGCCCUGAGCAGAGUCAGGACUCUAGGACAUGCAGAAAAAUAAUAUAUGGCACCAAGAAUACAUUUUUCACUGAGGACUUGUAAAACAGGCAUGAUGCCAAGUCUGUAAAAUGUCUGUAGUAACUUCUUGGAGUUUUAAAGGGACCCUGUGGAGGUUUUGAUCUCUUGAGGAGCUAUAAAAUGCAGUUUUUACAGAAGAACUGGGACUUUUUAACAGUUACAGAUUAGGUACCAUUAAUAAAGUCAUUAUAGUUGAGAAAUGCCAUAUUUAAAUAUAGGGUUUUUAACAGCUGGUAUUAACCCAUUGCUGAGAACAUAUGACUCUGUGGAACAGCCUACUUUCCAAAUUGCAAAUAAAUGUCUUGUUUGCAUUCACAUUAAAAAGGUUUGAAAGAGUAAAUAAAUCACAGGACUAAUACACCCUACUCAGUAACAGCUGUGUUUAAUAUAAACCCGGCAAAAAAUGAACUUAAAUCUAAUCAGAGCAAAACAUAAAAGUCUACAGUGGCAGAGAGCUCGGUGUACCACAACAAUGAAAACAAACACAAAGCUGUGCUCUGACUAGACAGGAACAAAAAAUAAUGACAUGAACGUGAAAGCAAAACCUUUUCCAGGAACAUAAACGUUUAACUGCCCAAACAGGGUAUAAAUAGGUAAAUAAAACAUUCAUGUUUACCUGCAUCACUAGAAUCAACUUCAUCUGCAUCUUCAUCAAGUCUUUGGCUCAUUCACUGCAGUUUUAUGCAGCUAUUAUUUUUCAAAACUGCGUCUGACUUGUUUAAUGAGAAUUAUUGUCCUGAUCAGGCUUAGCUUUAUUAUUUUAUUUUCCAAGUGGACUAUUUGAUUUCACACACAGAUCCACAAAGUCUUAGAUAAACUCGUGUUUACCUCUAGAUGUUUUAAUGUUAGAGAGUAAUCUAAAGUGAUCACAUCAAUGCUAGCUUGCCUCCUCAUUGUUUAGAUGCGAUUUUUAUAUUUUCAGACGGUCUGUUUCAAAAUAAAGGAGCUAUAGUGAAUAAUACACUGCUCACAUUUACACAAUUAAUUGCUGAUCCAUACUUGUGGGUCCUCUGCUGGUCUGAGCCUAGCUUUACUUAGCAUACUUAUUCUUGACUAAUUUAGAGCCUUUCAUAUGGAAAUGCAGUUUAACUAUUAAGAGCUGAUUGUAUACCUCAACAGCCUAAUAACAUUUAAACUCCUUGUAAUGGUAUGAGAUUUUAUAAAUUAAGAAGUUGCCGAGGAAAAUCUUCCAUCUGUGCAGACUCCAUGGAGUUCAGUUAAAUCUCCUCAAAAAACUUUGAUGGCAGAUCUUUGUUUUUGUUUUGUUUUUUACCAAAAAACAAAUUUUUUAAUUUAUACUUGCUUGACAAUGACUGACUCAACGUUGAGGGAAUUUAGAUCGUUCUCUGGAGAAAUCGGUAAAUAUAAAUAUUUGUUCUACCAUCAAACGUGACGGCACAAAGACUACACGAAAUUAUUGUAAUUGGAUCAUAUUUGACAGGAGCCUAAGCUGUCGGAGCUACACUGCCAACAUCAACGCCAACCUUAGCAAUCUAGCUGGAUAGUCAAGAUAGUCAGAGAAGGAUAAUUAUUGUAAAUUUCAGGCACACAGGGAAUUCCUUUGUUUUGACCAUUAAAUAUUAAUUUGUUAAUGAGAAAACAUGAACAGUAAACUCCUGACUAUUCUAAAAUUGUCUCAUUUAAGACUAAUUUUAAAUUACAAGAUAAAAAUAAUUCCACAUUUCAGAAAUAUUCUCCUUGUAGUAUUUAAACAGUUAUUUAGUUUUGAAUAUUCAAGGUUUUUUGAUCGGCUGUGGUUGGUAUAUUUGAAUGGCUUAUUAGAAGUUAGAAUAUACUACAGCUGCAAUUAUGAUUUUAUGGAAACUGUAUGAUAAAAUGUUUAUAUUUCUGUCAAAGAAAAUAAUGGUGUGAAGGCAAAUAACAUCACAAAAUUAUGUCAGUGUCCUCAGUUUAGUAAAUUUAGCUCGUUUUAUUUAUGCAACAUGGAAUUGGAUGCUCAAUUAUAUCAGUCUGAAACCUGUUUUGUGUGUUGACAUUUGUUGUAAGGUUUUGAAGCAGCUAUUUGUUUAUGAUGCAUUUCCAAUGUAAAUUAAUCCUAAUUUGCUUGACUUUAGCAUGGUUAUAUUUGAUCUUUGCUGUUCAUUGAGCCAUUUUGAAGCCAAACAGAACUAUAAAAAUGCUUUGUUUUAAAGAAAUCUCCACAGGGCACCUUUAAAAUCUUACAUUUUAAGAAAGGAAUUAGUCAUAAUAUAAAUCUUGUUUGCUUUUCAGAAGAAGAUGAAGUAUUCUAGUAAAAACAAAAGCCAUAUAACGUGAAUUGGUGUUUACCUACUGGUUACUGAAGCCAUAAGCUUUACGGUGUUCAGUGCAGCCCACUUGCUCUAAUCGAGGGUUCUGUUUUCUUGGGGUUAAAGUUGAUGGUGAUUGAACAGUUGAAAAUUACCAGUACUGUUUCUUGUUGAUACAUUCCUGAACGUCCCUCAGACUGUGUUCUUUUCUACCCCCCCCCCCCCACUCCUCCUUCAUACAAUGAAAGAGUUAUGCUGUUGAAGUGUUUUCACAUAAGUAUCAAGUGAAUGUUCGCAGUAGGAAAAAAAAAAACGGAUCCAAUUUCCCUGCUGGCAACAUCAGCGUCUCUCAUUGAGUGAUACAAAACUCCAAUCAGGAAUUUGCCAAACUGUACAACGUCAAGGCCAUAACUCUUCCUUUCUAUGGCUGUGUUCUUUUCUAUCCUUCUAUUGAGUGCAUGUCAACUGAAUGUCCAGUAAUGUAGUAUUAGGCCAUGCUACUCUUCAAUAAGUUUUGUGCAUUUCUUACCUUCUUUAUUUUCUAGUAUUCCUAUGAAAAAAAACAGACUAAAAAUGUAUUAUAUAAAUACAUAUAUGAUAAGAUGACAUACCUGAAUGAAUUAUCACUUUUAUGGCAAUGGUUGAUGAAAUAUUAAUUCCUAAUGUAUGUUUCAGUAAAACUGCUUUCUCUUCAAGUAUAGAGACUUAUUGCAGGGAUGCAAGUAUGAUAUUUGGUCUUUAAAGAAUAUCUUGUUGAAAUUCUAGAUGAUGUAGAGUGAUACAAUUCAAUAAAACUAUAAAACUGAAAA